This is a messenger RNA of Fraxinus pennsylvanica, 1008 nucleotides long. The record is from the annotation of a GenBank genome assembly. NCBI's taxonomy places the organism in Eukaryota, Viridiplantae, Streptophyta, Magnoliopsida, Lamiales, Oleaceae.
AUGGGGGAGGAAGAGAAGAGGCCAGAGGAAACGAAGAAGGCUGAGGAGGAAAAGGUGGAGAAAAAAGAAGAACCCACCAAGGAUGAGAAACCAACGGACGGAAAGAAAGAAGAAAACAAAAAUGAGGAAGCCAAAGAGGCUGCACCGCCACCUCCGCCGCAAGAAAUUAUCUUAAGAGUCUACAUGCAUUGUGAAGGAUGUGCCAAAAAAGUUCGCAGAUGCCUCAAGGGCUUUGAUGGAGUGGAGGAUGUUAUGACAGAUUGUAGGACUAGUAGGGUGGUUGUGAAAGGUGAGAAGGCUGAUUCAAUUAAGGUUCUUGAGAGGGUUCAGAGGAAGAGCCACCGGCAAGUGGAUCUUCUCUCUCCAAUCCCGCCGCCACCACCGGCUGCUGAAGAGCCAAAGAAAACUGGAGAAAAGGAGGAGGUCAAAACUGAAGAGAAAAUAGAGGAGCCUCCUGUGAUUACAGUUGUGUUAAGAGUGUACAUGCAUUGUGAGGCUUGUGCUCAAGAAAUCAGAAAGCGAAUUCAAAGAAUGAAAGGAGUGGAAGGUGCAGAACCAGACCUAAAGAACUCAGAAGUAACAGUGAAAGGGGCAUUUGAACCGGAGAGGCUCGUCGAUUACCUGUACAAGAGGACCGGAAAACAGGCCGUGAUCAUGAAGGUCGAGCCGGCGAAGGCGGAGGAAGAAACGAAAGACAAAAAAGAAGAGAAGAAACCGACUGAGGAAGGCGAAAAGGGGGCCAACAAAGGCAAAGAAGGUGUCAAAGAAAACAAUGACGAUGACGGGGAAGGGGACGGCGGCGGCAGCAGCGGUGGAGGUGGUGAAGAACCACCAGCUAAACAAGAAGCAGAAGUUGAGGAACCUAAAAUGGAGUUCAAAAAGAAUGAGUUCUACCAAAACUACCCUCAGAACUAUCAAGUUUAUCCUCAAAGGAUUGUUCAAGACAUGUAUUCAUAUCCUCCACAGAUCUUCAGUGAUGAGAAUCCAAAUGCAUGUUCUGUUGUGUAA